ACAUCCGCCUAAGGGCGGAUCCUGCUCUUGUCCGCCUGCUCAGCCGCUGGCUGUUGAUUUCUACUUUAGUUGAUACUUAAUCAGUGACGAAAUGAGCACAGUUAAAAGCUUCACGAUCUCAUACAACGCGCUGAACGAGGAGGACACGUUUUCCGAGGGGGACGUUAUCGUGGGAAGGGUAACUCUGGAGUUAUCAAAGGAGACCAAAGCUCAGAAGCUGUUUGUUAAAGCUAAAGGAGACGCAAACACUCACUGGACCAAAAAGCGCGGCGAUCACACGCACACGUACUCAGCCCACAGAAGAUACUUCAAACUGAAACAGUUGUUGAUUCCAGAGAGCUCUGGAGACACUGUUCUGCCUGAAGGAAUCCAUGUGUUCAACUUCAGCUUUAACUUACCAAGAGAGAGUAUGCCUUCAUCUUUCAAAGGGUCAGAUGGAAAGAUUGUCUACAUGCUGGAGGCCAAGCUGUCCAGAAGUUGGAGAAUGAAUUCCACUGCCCAAAAGGAGAUUACCUUCAUUUCCAAGUCUUUCCCCAAUCUUUAUUCUCUCAUGUCACCACAAGUUGGUUCAACGGACAAAAAGAUGGGGGUUUUCUCCAAAGGACAAGUGCACAUGGACGUCACUGUUAACAAGACUGCUUUUGCCCCGGGCGAAUCCAUUGAGAUUGUUACUCAAAUCAACAAUUCCUCAUCUCGUGACAUGACACCCAAGUUUUGUCUAGAGCAGCGUGCUGAGUUUCAUGCCCAAGGAGAUACCAGAACGGCAAGCCGUGAAGUGGGAAAAGUGGUUGACAUACCAAUCAAACCCCAAACACAGCAGAAGGUGAAGUGCGUGUUAAAGAUUCCCAGUGAACAGGUCACAUCGAUCCAGAAUUGUGAAAUCAUCAAAGUGGAAUACCAGUUGAAGGUGUAUCUGGACAUCAGUUUUGCCUUUGAUCCAGAAGUUUUGUUCCCAGUGGUAAUUAUUCCUCCCGACUUAGUUUCUGGUUCUCAUAUUGGUGCAAUGGGUCCCUAUCCUUAUGGGGCUUUUGGGGGUCAGAGCUACAGCGACUUUCCUCCCCCUUCGGGUCCUGUGGGCCCUUAUCCUGCAUAUCCACAAUCUGUUAGUUAUGGCUUUCCAGGAGUCCAAAAUCCUUCUGCACCACCGCCUGCAUACCCAGGAAACCCACAGGUGUAUGCAGGUCCACUAGAUGUUUCCACUCCUCAUUGGGGCUACAAUAACCCAGUGCUACAGGUUCCUUGUCCACCAUAUUCAUCUCCAUCCCCCACUUUUGUGCCCCACCCCCCACCACCUCCUCAGGCCUUUCACCCACCCCCAUCAGCACCACAGAUCCAGCUACCUCCUGCUCAGGCUCCAUUAGCUCCAGCUCCUUCUGCACAAAUGAUGAAUACAGAUUUCCUGUCUCAGACAGAUGAAAAUCCUCCAUCUUAUUCAGUGCUCUUCCAAUCUUCUACUCCUGUAGAAUCUGAUCCUAAAUAAUCAAAUAAUAAUUUUUAAUAAUCAUGUAGCCAUCUAUAAUUAACUAAACAAAUGGUGAUUUAGCCUUGACACUGUAUGCGAUUGCUGCUUUCUAGUCAGUUUAAAGCUGGCUGGGCUUUUCUUAGCUACCAAUGUAACAACUAAACCUCAGCCUAAGGAUGCACUCCAGUAUACAGGCCUUGUUAACUUUAAAGUGCACUUUUUUGAGCAUGAAUGUAACAUAUGUACCUCCAUUUUAUUUAAAUACUGAUUAAAGCUACCUGAAUACAUAGUGCAUUACCGUUCGUAUGUUUACUUUUAUCUUUCUGUAACCUAAUGGCAUUAUGCAGAAACAUAUAUUUUCAUUUGCCAAAUCUGUUGAGACGCACCAGUUAAUCAGUUCUGAUCACUGUCAAGUCCCAGCUUCAGCUAGGUGGAACAUCUUAAAGAUCUAUAUUAGACUGUGAGCCAUGUCUUCUAGUGCAGAGAGAUAGGUUGUUUUAUUUAUUAUUAUUAUUUUGUAUUUUAUCAUAAUACCCAAAAGCGCACACAAAAACCUUGUGGAAAACAUUUCCUUAAAGGUGUGAAACACUUGUUUUAUCAAUACAUUUGCAGUGGUCUCUAGAAGGAAUGGAAGUUUUGUGAGUCGUACUCCAGGGGAAAAAAGCUCCAGUGCACCAGUUUCAGGAAUUAGAAAAUGAUCACACAGAGGAGAGCUUCAGAUGGCAAGAUAUGGACUCUUUAUUUCCUGAUAUUCAGACAUCUUGCCUUGGAUUGGAUAACAGCAACGUGACUCUACCACUGACUCUGUUUGCUCGGCAAAAUUCAUGUUUUAUCUCCGCAAACAACACAAGCCUGGAGGAGUUCUUCUGUGUGGUAGAGUUGCUAAUGCUAAAGGUUAACUUCUACUAGCCAAGACAAUCUCUGAUGUUUCCUGGACGCUAAACCAACAACAGCCUUCCCCGUCGCGAGUCAAGAUCAGUGAGUCCAUGAAUGUUAAGUGACAGUGUGGUGUAGAUCUGUCAGGCGUUUCUAAUCCUAGAGGUUCACUAUCAGUUUUCUAUUAGAAUCUAAUGCAGGAGAGAGGUGUAGGAGACUAUUUUCAUGUUCAGCCUGCAUGAAAAAUGUAGAGUGGCCCAUUAUAAUCAGAAAUAUUAUUUUUUAAAUGUUUUAUGUAUUCCACACUUUUAAAAGUUGGAUGUGGGUCAACUUCAUGUUGAGGGUGUGAUGUCUUUUAGUUCAUGUCCAGCCAGGUAAAGGCAGCUGUCCCAUUAUAUUUGGCCAUAGUGUAAAAUAAUUUUGUUAUAUGACUUGAUAAUAAUGUUACUAUUUAAACUGGAAGACUAGAAAGGGAUUGUAAUAGAAUGAUUAUAAAUAUGCCACUCAAGUAAAAGAAAAGCAUUGCAUUGAUGUUUGCAAGUCACUUCAGAUACUUCAUAGAAUUUCCAGUAAACAAAUUCACUAAAAUGAUUAAUACAACUGUGACUAAAUGGUUGGGUUUGAAGGACCCACAGCUCCACAGCUCUCAGGGGAAUCAACUAAUAGAGCUUUCAUUUUCUUCAUGUUGUAAAUUAUAUUUAAAAAUAUCCCAGGAAUUCAAAUUAUUCGAAAUAACAAUUGUUCUGCCUUAGCUCAGAUUUAGUAUAACAAUGUAUUUAGUAGAAAGUCUAUCAGUUAGUUCUUUGAUCUGUCGUAGUCACUCACGAGUUUCACUGAACAAUUAUGCUUCACCUAUAAACAAAUCAAUAAACUUAAUUUGUCUAUCAAUUGUACAAUGUAUCCAGAUGAUAGAAUGCCUUAUGUAUUGCAUUAGAUUCAUGUGUUCAGUUAAGCUACUGAAAAAUGUAAAUCAUCUAAUUGUUUUCAUUAACUCAAAUGCAUAUAAAUUACAUUUAUACACUUUGUAAAAUCCCUUAAACUGAAACUCAUGCCAAAAAACAUUUCUGAAAGUACUUUCAUAUUUUGUGUAAAUUGCUUAAAUUGUCCCAACUGGAAUAAAAUGAGUAAGACUGGA
This is a messenger RNA of Nothobranchius furzeri (turquoise killifish), 3473 nucleotides long. Its product is annotated as arrestin domain-containing protein 3. Gene Ontology annotation, cellular component: plasma membrane; cytoplasm. The record is from RefSeq and is a predicted model, not a curated record. Gene Ontology annotation, biological process: protein transport. NCBI's taxonomy places the organism in Eukaryota, Metazoa, Chordata, Actinopteri, Cyprinodontiformes, Nothobranchiidae.